Diachasma alloeum is the source of this 736-nucleotide messenger RNA. It is a transcript of the gene Bka, whose product is annotated as rRNA-processing protein FCF1 homolog. NCBI's taxonomy places the organism in Eukaryota, Metazoa, Arthropoda, Insecta, Hymenoptera, Braconidae. The coding region runs from base 90 to 698 and encodes 202 amino acids. The record is from RefSeq and is a predicted model, not a curated record. Gene Ontology annotation, cellular component: nucleolus; small-subunit processome. The transcript is spliced from 4 exons.
UAGGGGUUAGUUUUGGAGAGUGACGAGUAACGUGGUUGUGCGAAGUUGGGGCUGUUUUUUGGGGAUAUUUGCGAUUUUUUGAGGGAAAGAUGGGGAAGAAUAAGAAAACUAGGAAGGUGGUGAUGCAGAGGUUUGCGCAGAUGAAGAAGAUGAUCAGCCCCAGUGAUUCCAGAAUAAAAGCAGAUAAAAGGGCACCUCCGAAGAAGAAAAAACCUGAAGAUCCAACAGAAAUGAAAGUCAGAGAGGCACCCCAACAAUCAUCAGCCCUAUUCUUCCAAUACAACACGCAAUUAGGGCCCCCCUAUCACAUCCUGAUCGACACAAACUUCAUAAAUUUUUCGAUAAAAAAUAAACUCGACAUAAUUCAGAAUAUGAUGGAGUGCCUCUACGCGAAGUGCAUUCCCUACGUAACGGACUGUGUGAUGGGGGAGCUGGAGAAGCUGGGACAGAAAUACAAGAUUGCACUGAGGAUUAUUAAAGACCCGAGGUUCGAGAGGCUACACUGCAUGCACAAGGGAACAUACGCCGAUGAUUGUUUGGUGAACAGAGUGACACAACACAAGUGCUACAUUGUGGCGACUAAUGACAAGGAUUUGAAGAGUAGGAUAAGGAAAAUACCUGGUGUGCCUAUUAUGUAUGUGUCACAGCAUCGGUAUACCAUUGAGAGAAUGCCUGAUGCCUAUGGUGCACCUAAAUAAUUAUUUUAGCAUAGAUUAUUUUGUUAUUGUGAAAUACA